Messenger RNA from Mercenaria mercenaria, 6196 nucleotides. Its product is annotated as glutamate receptor ionotropic, NMDA 2B-like. Gene Ontology annotation, molecular function: NMDA glutamate receptor activity; transmitter-gated monoatomic ion channel activity involved in regulation of postsynaptic membrane potential. The transcript is spliced from 20 exons. Gene Ontology annotation, biological process: synaptic transmission, glutamatergic; monoatomic ion transport; modulation of chemical synaptic transmission. The record is from RefSeq and is a predicted model, not a curated record. Bases 570 to 3593 code for a protein of 1007 amino acids. Lineage: Eukaryota; Metazoa; Mollusca; Bivalvia; Venerida; Veneridae. Gene Ontology annotation, cellular component: postsynaptic membrane; plasma membrane.
UAAACUUCCAGAUUAAGCACUGUAUAAUGUUCAAAGCAACAACAUGAUUUCAAAAAAUUAAAAAACAAUUGUUUGUUCGGAUUGUACAUAAACAGUGAUCAUAGCAGUACCGUUUGGGAAGGUGAAUAGCCCUCAGCGAAACUGGAAUUAUACUUGGUUUUAAUUUUCUCUUAAUCCGCUUUACUGCAUUUCAUGCUUUGUUUUACGAUAGAUAUGCGAAAGUGUGUUUUCCACAUGAAAAAAUCCACGUGCUUUAUUUGUUCGGUGCUAACUAUGCCAUACUAUAUAGAGUUCUUCCUGUAACAACUGGUUCAAGAAAUGGUCACUACUGUAAAAACUAUACCGGUUUGAGUAAUGAUGCUUCAGAAGUGAGAGGAUUACAGUGUCCUGUUUCUUCACGCUCAAGAAUUCGGCUGGGAAUUACGUGAACACCAAGUCUGAAGAUGACGUGUUUAUGCAGCAUAUCUACUUACAGAACUCAAUAUUUGUGACUUCGCAAGGCAUUCUCAUAUAAUUGUUCGUAUUCAGUAUAUAUACAUUAGAACAAUGUAGAAAUUUUCAGUUUCAAAAUGGCAAGCUCAUUCAAAAUAUUGCUUUUGUUUUUCUGUGAUAUGUGCCUCGCUUUGGACUUAUCUGUUCAGAUUGUUGCGCCGGAACGUGCUACUGAAAAUAACUUGCGUUCUGCGAUCAGCCGGGGUUCUAGUGCCGUUAAUGGUGGCAGAUACAACCCUCUACGGUCAGAGGGGUUGUUUGUGGAAGCCGAUAUAUUUUUUAUUCAUAAUGAGUUCCCAACUCCGCAGGAAAUUACGGAAUUUUACUGCAGCGAGGUGUUUCAGAAAAAUGCAAGUGCUGUAAUGAGUAUAAACUAUAAUCAGCUGACAUCUAGAGCAACAGACUAUAUAGAGAAAACUGCAUUAAGUCUCGGAAUGCCUGUUAUUAGCUGGGAUCCGGUGUCUUCAGGUGCCUUACAGAGUGACCAGGAACGAUUAGUGCUACAACUUGCUCCUACAAUUUACCACGAGUGCGAGGCUAUGAUUUUACUGAUGGAAAGAUAUAACUGGACGGAAUUUUCCAUUGUAACCAUGCGUGAUAUGGGUGAAGAUUUUAUUCAAUGUAUGGAAUUGAUGGUAAACCUAACAAGUAUUCAGCAAGGUUAUACGACAAAACCAAGGUUUACAAAUAUAGCCACGAUUGUUCUUGAAGAAUUAGAGACAGAAUAUGGUUUUCUUACAGACAGUCAAACAGAGUAUGUUAAAACAGAACUUCAGAAACUUGUCAAAGCAAGAAGCAGGAUUAUUUUGUUUCAUGCAAAGCAUUUUGAUACUAGGAACAUUAUAGAAGUAGCGAUAGAUUUAAAUCUUAUAGGACCAAAAUUUGCAUGGAUACUGACAUCAUCUAGCAUUGGGGAGGUUGAUCUCAGUCGCUCAGGAACAUCGCUGCCUCAAGGGCUUCUAGCUGUGAGUCAGAACCGGUCUGUAGAAAAGGUUGAAGAAGCAAUCGAGACCGCUGUAAAGAUUUAUGGAGAAUCUCUGAAAACAUUGUUGAGGUCGGGAAUGAAUAGCAGUGAGUUUUAUCCGGACUUUUCGUGCAAUGGUGAUGGCGAUUUUUUAAAAUGGAUAGAUGGUAAAACAUUAUACAGUGCCAUGAAAAAUAUUGAGUUGAAGUCUUCUUCAAGUCCAAGAUCGAGAGGUAGCAGUAGUUCAAGAACAAGAUUUAGCAGUAGUUCAAGAGGAAGAGUAAGCACUCCAGACACGAGUGUACCAAUCAAGUUUACAGAAAACGGUGUCAUUCAACAUGUUGAACUUAAUCUCCUUAAUGUCCGACCAUCACCUGAGUCCAGAAUUAGAGGAGCAAAGCAAUGGGACAAGGUUGGUCGACUAUAUCCCAAAGUUGAAGGCACACAAGUCAGUCUUACUCUUGACAUAGACGAAAUAAUUUGGCCUGGUAAGUUACCUACACCUCCACGAGGAAAACCUGAAAAGCGAGCUUUCAAAAUAGCUACGAAAGAGGAGGAACCGUUCAUGAUAUUUAUACCUCCAGCUCUGGAUGGCAAGUGCGGACAUCAUCAAGUGCCAUGUCUGGUGAAUGCAGGAACAGCGAAAAGCAAUACCAGUUACCCUAACGGAACUGUUAGUUAUUGUUGCACGGGUAUGUGUGUUGAAAUCCUUGAGACGCUUGCAGAGCAACUUAAUUUUGAGUAUACCUUAUACGAAGUUCCUGACGGAGAAUGGGGAAUAAAGGAUCCAGUAACAAAGGAAUGGAAUGGUCUGAUAAAAGAACUAUUAGACGAGAAAGCAGACAUGGUGGUUACUAACUUUAUUAUCGAUGAAAUGAGGCUCGGAAUAAUAGAUUUUUCAACGCCGUAUCUUGAAUCAGGGGUCACAAUAAUGGUAUCAAUACGGAAAGGGGCAAUAUCUCCUUAUGCCUUCCUUGAGCCUUACGAUUUUUAUUCAUGGAUCCUGAUUCUCAUAUUCAGUGUUCAUGCGACUGGGGCCUCAAUAUUCAUCUUUGAGUGGUUAAGUCCGAGUGGUCUGGAUCAGGGAAAGACGUCAACAGUAGAGCAUAAAUUCUCUUUGUUCCGAUCGUUCUGGUUGAUAUGGGCAAUGUUGUUUGGAGCGGCCGUUUCCAUUGAUGUCCCAAGGGGAGUUUCCAGCAGAUUUCUGGCGAAUGUAUGGGCUUUAUUUGCCCUUGUUUUUCUGGCUAGCUAUACUGCUAAUCUCGCCGCAUUUAUGAUCACAAUAGAUGAAUAUUACGACCUGUCUGGAAUAGAGGAUUGGAGGCUUUUGAAGCCAACAACUCUGACACCACAUUUCAAAUUUGCUACUAUAAAUAGCACUAGCACUGAUAGCAAUUUGAAAACAACAUAUCCAAAAAUGCACAAGUACAUGUCAAAAUAUAGCCAAGUAGAUGUUAAAACAGCGAAACAAAAUUUAAAGAAUAAUUCGAUCCAUGCGUUUAUCUAUGACGCCAAUGUGUUAGAGUAUACGGCAGGGCGGGAUGAAGAAUGCUCUCUACUCACCGUCGGUAGGUGGUACGCCAUGUCUGGGUAUGGUGUAGGAUUCCGUCGAGGCUCAAUACUAAAGGACGAGGUCGAUGCGGCUAUUCUGAAUAUGCAGUUUACAGGUGAUAUAGAGCGUCUAGAAAAGUUCUGGUUGUCAGGCGCUUGUCAUGCCAAAAAGGAGAAAAAAGACAAACGCAGCAACAAAAUAGGAAUAUUAAAUUUUAUCAGUGCUUUCAUAUUGUUAGCUACAGGAGUACUUUUAAGUGUGAUAUUAAUAGUUUUGGAACACUUGUACUUUAAAUCAGGAAGGAAGUGUUUGAAGAAAUAUGAUAAAUGUGGAUGUUGUGCUCUCGUGAGUUUGAGUAUGGGUAAAUCAUUAACUUUUGAGCAGUCUGUAUUUGAAGCUAUAGACAUUCAACGUAAACAUAAAUGUAAAGAUCCCAUAUGUGAAAUGAACAUUUGGAAAGCUAGACACCAGCUAGAUAUUGCCUUAUUAAAGAUCAAGAAUAUGCAAAAGGAAAUAGAUGAUGCAGAGACGUCGAAACCAUCCGGCUCAAAUAUAGAAACAAAUGUUGAUGUUAGCAAGUUAUAGUUUAUACGAGUUGUGUCAAAGAUAAGCGUGUUCGUAAAGUGUGUCCAUAGCUAAAAUGUAUGAUACAUCAUGCGAAAAAAUGUUUCAUAAUACAUAUGUGUACAUGUAUUUAACCUGUUUUAAUGUUAUGCGAUUAUAUGUGUAAGUGUGUAGGUCUGAAGUUUUAAAACAACUGUCAAAUACUUUUAAAGAACUUUGAUUAUUUAUUUGUUUUAUAUGUAUUCUGGGCUCAUACUCAAACGUUUGUAAUUGCUCAGUUGUGCAAACAUAUCCUACAAUUUAUACUUCUGCCCAUUUAGUUGUACCAUCGGCAGUGUCUUGACGCAGACCAUGCCAACCUGAAACAAAAAUGCGAGUUCAACCCUUCUUACAGUCGUGCAAGACCAUGGUUGAAUAUGAGUAUGAUUGACCACGUGACUGAUUACUUAGUUUGACAAUGAAUUUUAUUUCAACUUGUAUGUCAAGGUCAUUUAUAUAUUUCCAUAAAUAUUCAUUUGUGUCAUAAUGACUAUAUUGUAUUUUAUUUCAUAUUGUCGAAAUCAUUGGUACAUUUCCAUAUAUAGGCACUGGCAUCAUUAUGAUUCUGAAACAUUAUAUUCCACCUUGAGUGUCAAGGUCAUUUAUGUUUUUCCAUUUAUAGUCUUUGACGUCAUUAAGAUUCUAAUGCAUUACAUUUUACAUUGUGUGUCAGUGCAAAUUAAAGGCCGUUGAUGCCAUAUUUGAUUUAUAGUCGGUCAUAACAUCUUAAAAACUACAGUAAAAGUAUCCGUCGAAAUAUUAUUUUCAAAUGAUCGUGAAGAAAGAAAGAAAGACAAAAUGCAUUUUAAUACAAUUGAGUGAACAUUUUCGUGAUAUAUACAGCACAUAUCAUUGAUAAAAUAAAUUUUUUAAAAAAUCUACGAAGAUCCCAUCCCAUUGUGAUCACAUUUGCAUAAGACCUUUUGGCAAAUUUUGAAUGGAAGUAAGAUUCAAUAUAAAGUCAGUCGAUAUUUCUGUGGGUAAUGUGUCCGGAUGAUGUGUGAUUGACCUGGAUGUUUAAGAAUAUUUUGAUGCUUUUUAAUGUUAAUAUGUUUUAAAUUUUCACAAUAUAGGUGUGAAUUACAAAACAUAAAAUAUGUUGUAUUAACUAAAAUGUGCCCAUUAGCAUUAUGAUCUAUUUCGUCUUCCAUUCAUACAUGUACCACCAAUGUAUAAAUAAAACUAUGGUCUUUCUGUAAAAUAAUUGUAUAUAGAUUUCCACAAAUGAACUAUAUAUAUUCAUAUAAUUAUGUAUAUAUUAUUUAAGAGUGUCGUCUGUAAAAAGAACAAAGUAGCUUUCUGCUAUUUAUUUUUUAUUGUUAUUUGAGAUUGUGUUACUAUAGGGGUUUUAGAAUAAUGAAACUCCUAUUUUGGAGAUGAUUAUUUUAGGAUUGUUAGUCUAACCAGAUUAUGUACACAAGUAAAUCAACCAUUCAAGUCAGCUUUGUACGGGUAAUGCAUGUUGCUCAUGUAAUGUCAUGAACUGGUUAGCGUACAUGUAAUAUGUUCGGGCACUAACAUAUGGCAAGAUAUUCUAACGGGAAGCAAACAUGCAUUAACGCUGUUAUAGCAUUUAACUUGUAAAAAACUGAAAGUGAAUAUACUUUUGAUCAGCUGCAUCAAAAUGACAUAAGUAUCAACGUAAAAUUUGUUGUUUUUUUUGUUUUGGGUUUAACGCCAUUUUUCAACAGUAUUUCAGUCAUGUACGGCGGGCAGUUAACCUAACCAGUGUUCCUGGAUUCUGUACCAGUACAAACCUGUUCUCCGUAAGUAACCGCCAACUUCCCCACAUGAAUUAUCAGAGGUGGAGGAAUCAACGUAGAUACGUGGCAUCAGUCAUGUAACAUAUAUAUCAAUUUGAACAAAGAAUUUUUUUUCAUUUUGCCAGAACACGCUUAUAUGUCACACAGCAGCGCGUCAGCCCAAUAAUCCUUUAGUAAACAACUUUUACUCCCCCCCCCCCCCCCACACACACACCCUGUUGAACCACCCGAUAAGAACGGCAUAGCUAUUUCAUAUGAGAAAGAAAUAAUCGACGAUAAUACAUAGCUUGUAAAGAAAUAUGUCGUCAUUCCAUUGAUGGAAAUUUAAAUUUAAAUAAUAAAAAGUUGCGACGUAACAAAUGUUGUAAAUGUCUAUCUGUAUAGCAGAAUGUAAGUUCAUUUAUUUUACAAUAGAAACCCAAGUUUAAUUCAAAAGAUGAUAUUUUUUUGCAUCAUCUUAACAGCUCAUAAGGUUCAUAAAAAACAAGAAAACUGAUUAUAAUUGACAUACGAUAUAUUACACAUGUCCUAAAUGUACACCCCGCCCCCCGGUUAUUGAUUCCUCAAAUCAUACGUUCGAUGCAAGUUGAAAGGUAAUUAUAAUGCAAAAUUUAAAAUCAGCUUGCUGAUAUACACUUUUUACUUGUUUUAUGUACAUUGUGAACAUGAAAAUUGUUUUGCAAUUGUGAAUGUCAUGACAGUUUUAUAAUAUUUCGUCAUUUCCUUAAAUACAUAUUGCUGUUUGUGUACAACCAUUGUCUUUACUGCUGUUGCUACAUGAAGAUGUUUGAUAUGAAAUAAAGUUAUUGAAUUAUCACCUUG